CGGCCGCGCGCGGGGUGCUCCACGCGUCCAGCGCGAGCCAGGCGUCCUUCCUUUCCUUCUCCCCGCCGUCGUCGUGUCCUCAUCCAGCCGUGCAGGCAGUGGCGGUGGACCGGAGAUCUCCGCUCCAGCUCCGAUUGAUGAUCCCCCCACCCAACUUCUUCCGCCAAGUGUUACUCAGGCGUUCCCUUUCCCUCCCCUCCCCCUCCCCCUCCCCUGUGGCCUGAGAGCUGUUCUGCAGAGCCCAAGAGAAGUCGUUGGUGCAGACAGCCUUGGAUUGGAUGUGGAAUGAGGCGAUGGCAUCUGACGGAUCAUCCUCCUCUACCUUCCGGGGGUUGUACGGCAACGUCCACGGCCCGGCGGUGCUCACUGGCGCGGCGUUCGCGCUCGUGGCGCUCCUCAUCUCGCUCUGGCUCAUCCUGCAGCACCUCAGAUCCUACAGCGAUCCAGCUGAACAGAAGUGGAUCAUAGCUGUGCUGUUCAUGGUGCCUGUUUAUGCCUGCGAAUCGAUAAUCUCACUGUGGAACUCGAAGCUCUCUCUGGCCUGUGAUAUAUUACGGAAUUGUUACGAAGCCUUUGCUCUGUACGCCUUCGGACGAUACUUGGUGGCUUGCCUUGGCGGGGAACGGCAAGUGUUCCGUCUGCUUGAGAGCAGGAAGAGGGACGAGCUGAGCCAGGAGUUGCUAGACAAGGCACGAGCUCGUAACCGCGGCGGAGCGUACAGUUUCUUCUGUGACCCUGACGCUCUGGGAGAGAACCUGUACACGAUUAUAAAGUUCGGCCUUGUUCAAUACAUGAUUCUCAAGACACUAUGCGCUCUCUUGGCGUUGGUCUUGGAGCCUUUUGGAGCCUAUGGAGAUGGCGAAUUCAAGUGGAAUUACGGGUAUCCUUACAUUGCCGCUGUCAUAAACUUCAGCCAGACAUGGGCCUUGUAUUGCCUUGUGAAGUUUUACAACGCGACGCAUGAAAAGCUACAGGCGAUAAGGCCACUAGCCAAGUUCAUAAGCUUUAAGGCCAUCGUGUUUGCCACUUGGUGGCAGGGAGUCGGCAUUGCGAUCAUCUGCCAAACUGGACUCCUGCCCAAAGAGGGCAAAGUGCAGAACGCGCUACAGGACUUCCUCAUCUGCAUCGAGAUGGCUAUCGCAGCGGUAGCGCAUGCCUACGUCUUCACCGUGGAGCCGUACCAGCACGUCCCUGCUCUACCUCCUGAUCACGGGGAAGUCAUGUGUCAGGAAAGCAAAAUGGAGGUGGAGGUGGAUGUCGACGACGAUACAGGCGGUACACCAGCUUCCAUUGCGCAGCAGGAGACCCAUGUCGAAGCUCCAGGAGGGACGAGCAUCAAGGAGAGCGUGCAGGAUGUCGUCCUCGGCGGCGGCCAGCAUGUUGUCAAGGAUGUCGCGCUUACGAUCUCACAAGCGAUCGGGCCCGUGGAAAAGGGCGUCGGGAAGAUCCAGGAGAAAUUCCACCACAUCUCGCUGAAGCCAGGGGACAAGAAAGAGCCUCAAGUUGCUGUGGAGGAGCACGUAACUGAGAACGUGGUGGAUGGCAAACCUGCUGUUGCGGUCAACGCGGAGGUUGAAGUCCAACAGAAGGCGCAGGAUCGUCGUGGCGAGGAAGAAGGUGUGCAACUCAAAAGAACAGAGAAGGAAGGACGAUUGUCACACCUGAGAGUGCCAUGGUGGAAGAUGCAAAGGAAGCGGGAGCAGGUGCAGGAGCAAGCGGAGUCGAAGGCUGAAGCUGUGCGAGGGCCGGACGGUGAACAGGGGUGAUUGUGUUGGCCUGCAUCUAAAUGGGCUGUAAGACCAACUCCAGCAGCCUCCGUAUACGGCUCUCCAUCCCCUUUUUUCACUGCGCAGUACACUAUUCAUCAGUCCAGCAGACUCCGUAUCCCUCUCCCUAAAAAGCACGCUGUGUACUUAUACUCCUCUUUUCCACGUCUUCUCUCCUCUCCGUACAAGUCUGAGAAAUGGUGCAAUUAAAAGCCCCGAUAGAGUGUAAAUACGGAGUCUGUUGGAAUGCACCAUGCAAAAAAACCACUUUAUCUAUGAUCACGUCUGCUUAUUUUACGGAUACCUUAUUUUACGGAUAUGGAGCCAUGCUGGAGUUGGUUUAA
Molecule: messenger RNA, 2110 nt
Organism: Zea mays
Lineage: Eukaryota; Viridiplantae; Streptophyta; Magnoliopsida; Poales; Poaceae
Product: Protein LAZ1 homolog 2
Exons: 9
Coding region: 279-1766 (495 amino acids)
Source: RefSeq, a predicted model, not a curated record